GUCCGGUCACCGCGCAAUUUCGCCAAUAUAUUUGCGAAGCUGACCCUAAUUUUCCCGCCAUCAGAUCUUCCAAAUUACGAAACUAUAAACCCUAAUUUUACAUCUCAUGGAGUCCUUAUCCUUCAUGUUCCAAACUGCAGUUACCUCAAAUCUCGAUUCAGUUCGUCGGCCGGAAAUUUACAGUAGAACUUUCACCAUCGGCGGAUCUCCGGCCCGUAAUGUUCAUGUCACUUCUCAUUUAAAGAAUCGUCGUUUUAUCUCUGUUCAAACGCGUUGCUCGUUUUCGAAUUCCGGAAGUGAUGGAAAAGGAGAAGAAGAAUUGGAAGGAUCGGUUGAAGAAGUUACGAUUCCAAAAGCCUGGUUGAACUCUGCGAAAGCUUUGGAGGAAUCAGAAUGGUUAAGAGUAACCCUUCACAAGUGGUUGGACAAUGAAUAUUGUCCAGAGCCAACCAACGUGGACAUUAGCAAUGUUGCUGCCUCGUCAUACUACAAAUCUUUAACAGAGAACCAAACUGACCUAGGUGAUAUAUUGCUAAGGAUGGCAAUGGAGCUGGAAAGCAUAUCGUAUAAAGAGAGCUUUCACGGAGCGUUUUCAUCAGCGAAUGCAGCUGUCAACCUCAUACUCGAGCGACUAGUGCAGGAGUGAGUCCCCUUUACCAGGUUUGAAUUAUUUUGUUUGAUAUUUGCCCACCACAUUCUUAUGUUAUAUUCAUAAGUUGUUUGUAAUUAAUAAUUCAUUUAAACUCAUUGUAAUCUAUGGUGUUAAAAUCGCGAUAUAUCGCCGAUAUAUCGGAUAUCAGUCUCUGGAAAAAUCUUGAUGGUGAAAUAUCGGUUCCGAUAAUAUCGUUGAUAUAUACCGAUAUUUUGAUGGAAAAAUCGGUCCGAUAUACGGAUUUUCUACAA
Molecule: messenger RNA, 903 nt
Organism: Cynara cardunculus var. scolymus (artichoke)
Lineage: Eukaryota; Viridiplantae; Streptophyta; Magnoliopsida; Asterales; Asteraceae
Exons: 2
Coding region: 107-646 (179 amino acids)
Source: RefSeq, a predicted model, not a curated record